Messenger RNA from Dioscorea cayenensis subsp. rotundata (Guinea yam), 1298 nucleotides. RefSeq names its product E3 ubiquitin-protein ligase Bre1. The coding region runs from base 59 to 1090 and encodes 343 amino acids. The transcript has 6 exons. Lineage: Eukaryota; Viridiplantae; Streptophyta; Magnoliopsida; Dioscoreales; Dioscoreaceae. The record is from RefSeq and is a predicted model, not a curated record.
GAAAACUGAUCCUCACGAAGGGAGGGAGAGAGAGAGAGAGAGAGAGAGAGGGAGAGCAAUGGCGGGCUUGUUGGCGUGGGCGGCGGACGUGGUGGGUGGCAGCGGGCAGAGUGACGAAGGGGAAGACGACGAACGAAGGUCAGUACCGGCGUUGUUCACGCCGGAGCAGCAGAGUCGCGCGCGGGAACUGGACGACCGCUCGAAGUCGCUGCGGCGCUCGAUCCAAGAUCUACGCCUUAGAAUCCCCCCUGCUCACAUCGCACAGCGCCUUCCCCACCUCCACGCCCACUCCGUUGCUUCCAGCAACGCACUCGCUCUCCAGCUCAACGCCCACUCCACUACCCGCGAGCAGGCACAAUUCCGAGAGGUCACUUUGCUUGAAGAAAAUGCUGCAUAUGAAAAAGCUAUAUCAAAUUGUCAGAAGAAGAUUGAUGAUAAGGUGCAUGAAGCUGAACUGCUUUGCAGUAAACUCAAGGAAUUGGACAUGAUGGAGAAAAUUUUAAAGGACGAGCUGGAAAAAGCACUUGCUGAAAAUAGUCAAUUUGGGAGGUUAUCAGAUAAUAUAAGGAGCAUGCAAGAACCCCAUUUAGAGAGACAACCUUCAAAAAGCAGCAAAGUGAAACAGUUAGAAGACAAGAAACAUGAGCUGAGUUUGAUGGAAGAAAACUUGCAAAGUUUGGAGAACCAAUGGGCAUCAGUUCAACAUGAAUCAGCGAGACAACCUUCUCCAGCUCAACGAGAGAAGUUAUUGGAGAAGCAGCUCCACGGUCUAGUUGAACAGCUUACAGCGAAGCAAGCACAAGCAGAAGGUUUGAUGAGGGAAAUACGGAACAAAGAAAAAGAUUUAGAGAUAUUAAAUGGUUUGCGAAGGAGAGUAGAGAGUGAAACCAUCGAUACUAAUACCACAAGGAACCGAUUCAACAGAGGUUCUUUUGGAACAUUUACAGAUAAUAGUUUUGAACUCCUUCGAAGACCUCUCCAUACAGGUAGCAGAACUGAAAACCAGCAGAAACUAAUGCUUUUGAGGUCUGCUCUGGUUCUUUAUAUUCUCACACUUAAUGUGAUUGUCUUCAUAAAGCUUUCAUUUUGAGAUACACCUUUUAUAUGAUAUCUCUUGUAAUUCAUUUAUAUAGAUAUUACCCGAACUGUUACGUGUUGUUAUAAUGCUAUUUUUUUUUUCCUUUUUCUAAUAGCGUUUAAUUGGGGCUUACUUGGAAGCUGUGAAGUAAACGCAAAAUAGUUAUCUUUCUUGGGUUUUUGGAAACUGUUGUAAUUCAAGAUGACCUAUUUAAUUGUGC